Messenger RNA from Rotaria socialis, 4431 nucleotides. Lineage: Eukaryota; Metazoa; Rotifera; Eurotatoria; Philodinida; Philodinidae. The record is from the annotation of a GenBank genome assembly.
AUGGACGCAAUAGAGUUAGCUCUUCGUAAAUGUCUGCACGUCUUUGUCUCAUCAACUACAGUCACUGAGCGAAAGAGAAAUGUCGAAACAUUCGUUGAAUUACUUAAAGAUAAUCGAAUACAUGAAUUACUUGACAAAGACAUUCAAAAUGAAACUACUGCAAAAAGUUCAAUAACAUGGAAUGAAAUGUUCAAUGUUAUUCGAGAAUAUACAAUCAAUGAAUUAGCCAGUAUUCGAACAAAAUCAACAAAGAAUGUAUCAGCUGAUAUCAAAUAUCAGGAAGCAUUGAAACUAUUUAGAACUCUUAUAGAAAAUGCAAAUACACGUGCUCCUGAACUUGAUGGACGUCCAGUCAUUGAAUCAAUUAUUUCAAUAAUAAUUAGUGAAGCUUGGUCAUCCUGUGCAAUUGUUAUCAAGGAAUUAAGUCAUUUACUAAUUACUAAUGUUCUAUCGUUUCAUAAAUAUGUUAAUGAAUUACGUGAACAAGAAUGGACUGAUUUAUGUAACUUAUAUAUGUCUUUGUCAAAAACUCAAAAUAAAUCAUUUCGUGAAAGUGAUCAAGCCCUCUAUAGUUCAUAUCUAAAAUUUCUUAUAGAGAAAUUCGUUGUUUAUUAUGAUCUUGAUUUAACUAAAUCUUCAAUUCGAAAAGAUCUAUUUGAAUUUUUAAAAGUUGAAAUUGAACAAUUAAAAAAUUCUAAUCAUUUUUCUGUUAUUGAAAAUUUACUCUGUUCACUUAAUUCGUGGUCAUUCAAAUAUUUAUUCGAUAUGCCAGAUGAAGUUUACCAUUUGGGUAAUGAACUUUUACCAUCCCUAAUCGAUAUUUGGAGAAGAAAAUGUAGUGAUAAGCCAAAAACAGAAAUUAUUAAAUUUAGUCGCUUACAAAUGAGUAUUCAUCAUCCUAAUCAUCGACAGUGUAUUACGGAAGUAUCUGAUGAUAUUUGGAUGAAAAAUCUGCGAGAUAUAAAUGAUUUAAUUUUAAGAGAAAUUGAUGAAAUUUGCCAUAAACAACGUUUAAAUAAUCGACAAAAUCAAAAUGAAUUUAUAGUUCGUUUUGAUUUACUUCAUUUAGCAAGUAGCGUUUUUUAUCAGUUUGCUUUAAAUAAAAUUGCAAUUAAAAAUGAACUAGUUGAUAAUGAUAAUGAUGAUGAUGAUGAUGAAACUUUAUUUGAACCCAGUUCAAAACGAGCACGUUAUGAAAAUUCAAUGUGUAUAUCAACAAAUGUGGAUUUACAACUGAAAUAUUUUCAAAAUUUAUUUCAAUCAAUUGAUCCUCAUCAUCAAGCUGUUGGUUUUCAAAUAGUUUCGUUACAACUUGAACGAAAUAUGAUAUUAUCAUCAACAGAUUGUAAUUAUUAUAUAACUGUUAUAAAAAGAUUUCUAACCGAUGAACGAAGACCAUCACUGUUAGUGAAUGCUCUUCGAUGUCUACAUCUUAUUUUGACUAACAUACCGGAUUGUCAAUUAACACCCAAUUUAAUUAUUUUGAUUCAACCAUUAAUUCAUAUCCAAAUAUGUGAAUCCUAUGUAAUAGAAAUUCUAUCGAUUAAAAAUCUAUCUCUUUCAAAUUUAUGUACAUGCUCAUCAAUAACGUCACUUAAAUAUGUGUUUCAUUAUUUAACACUUCAUCCAAGUAAUCAAUAUCUAUUUGAUGAUGAAGAUAAAUUGAUUAAUAAAUUAAUGCCUGAUUUAAUUUCUUUAUAUCGUAAUAAUGAACAUGACUUAUCAAUAUUUUUCGCAUCUUAUUCACCUGAAUACACUCAUAUAUGUGCAUUAAUACUUAUGCAGUUCAACUCAUUUGAUAUAAUACCAAAUAAAUUAUUUAAAACAAAAAAGAAAUCGAGUCAAAAUGAAUUUAGUCAAAUUGAAUUUGAAUGGUCUCGAUUGAAAUUACUUUUUCCAUUUCACGAAGAAGAAGAACAAGAACAAGAAGAACAACAAUUCAAUUUUUGUACAAAACUUCAUACAUGUGAAUUAAAUUUAAAUACCUUUAAACGUAUUUUAGAAAUCUAUGAGAAAAAUGUUCGAUUUAUUCAACAAUUAAAAGAUAAACAUUUAGGUGAACGCAACAAAUUACUACUUCAUUUUGGAUUUCUGGGUAUUAAUAUGCUUCAUGUUCUUCAAAUAUUUUUUACGAAAACAAUACACAAUAAUAUGCAAAUAAUAAGAUUUAUCGAAAUGAUUCAAAUUUUAUUCAGUGAAUUAACUGAAGAGACAAAUUUCUUAUAUACUAAAAAUCAAGAUAUUCCAUUCGUUAAUGAUUUAUUUGAACACAUAAAAAUUUCGAUUUAUUUGAAUUCAUCUUCUAGUUUACUUCAACCCAUAUUACCUUCAUUGAAUAAAAUUCCGUCUAUUCUUUAUGGAUUUCUUGAUGCAAAAUUUCUUUCAUAUCUAUAUAAUUUUGCAACACAAGAAUUAUCUAAAACGAAAUCCAGUGACAUCGAAGGAGUUGAAUGUCCAAUCGAUAGCCUAUCUCAAGAUAAACUACCAUUAAUUCAAACAUUUGAAAUUCUUCUUAGUCUUUGUUUUCAAGCGUUGUACGAUAAGCAAUAUUAUGCAAAUUCAUUUUUAUUACCAUAUUGUUUAAAUUAUCAAUCAAAUAUUAAUUUAUUAAUUCGUAUUCUUGAAGAAAAAAUUUAUUUAUAUCUCGAAGAACUUUCUUUACCAAAUCCAAUAUCAUACCAAUAUUUAAAUAAUUUUUUUUCUCAUUUAUGUUUAAAUCGAUCGCAAUAUUAUUUAAAUAUUCGUCUAAACGAUUUUGAAUAUUUAACAAAUUUUUUUUCUCAAGCAUUUCGUAUUUAUCGUCGUGACAUACUUCUGUGUCAAAGAUUUAUUUAUUUAUUUCAUUUAUUUAUUAAAAUUGUUUAUAGAAAAGUACGAGAAAAAUUAUUUUCCAAUGAAAAUUGGUUACAUCUCAAAAAAAUUAUUGAUGCUUUUUGGCAAAUGACAGUUAAUAAAAAUACUUUAUUAAAUAAUAAUACAAGAAAAUUAAUGAUUCAAAUGAAACAAAUUCUUAUUCAUGAUGAACCAAUAACAUUCGAUGAAAUUCAAAUAAUUUUAAAUGAUUCAUCAUAUUUUAUUCGUUUGGAAGCAACUAAACUAUGUUUAAAUUUAUUUUAUGAGUCGAAUCCAAUGAAUUCUCAAAAUCAAUGUGAACAUAUGGAUGAUGAUGAUGAUGAUCGAUCAAGUUUAGGAAUAUUUCUUGGCUAUAAAGAAAUUUCAAAUGAAUUUGUAUUUAAUAAUCAAUAUUGUUUAAAGUCAUCUAAUGAACAAAAGAAAAUUUAUCAAUGUUUAAUAGAAAAAAGCUGUUCAUCAAUUUUAUUCUUUUAUUAUUUAUCAAAUAUAAGUGAAUAUUUAUCGCGUCAAAUAGCUUUUCACAUUAUUGAAAUUGGAUUAAAAAACUCAAUAUCAAAAACUAUUGUUAAAUAUCUUCUUCGGAAUGUUCCUAUUGAAUCAAUUAUUCAGUAUUGGCGUCAACAAACAUCAUAUAAAAUAAAGGAUUUUCCAUGGGAUGUUCUCAAUACUAACUCUAUUGCACAAUAUCAUUCAUUUCUAUUUUCAACUUAUUUUCUUUCAUCAGUACUACAUCGUCAACAACUUGAUUCUCUAUUUCAUGAUACGAAAUCUUCAUUAAUUGAUUAUUUUCCACAAUUACAAGCAUAUCUUUUACCAUCAUUAGCCAAUAAAAUGAAAGACAAUAGGCAAGCAGAGGAUAAUCGGCAAUUAAUUGAGAAAAUCAUUACUAAAACUGAAUAUAAUCGUUUGAUGAAACAAAAAUUAACAAUGAUUAUUGUAAAUCUUUUGUUAACUUAUUCGAAUAGUGAAGAAAAUGAAUUCUAUGAUAAAUGGUUACCGGAACCAAUCUUACCUGUUUCUACUUGGUCAACAUUAAAAAAUACAUUUGAUUAUAUUAAACAAAUAGUGAAUGCGAAAACAUUUUCAGAACUUUUAAUCAAGUCAACAGAUAUUGGUGAAAUUCUUCAUUGUUUAUCAUCAAAUCUUUUCUCAACGAAUUCUCUUCACGAACAACUUCGUUUACUUAAUGUAUAUUCAUUGUUUCUAACUGAUAUACUUCUGAAGUCUCUGGAUAAUGAUUAUUUACAUAGUAUAUUACGUGAUUCAACUUAUUUAUUAUUACGGUAUAUUGAAAAAACUUUUCAAAACAAAUAUUUUCAAAUUUAUCAACAAGAAUUAAAUAAUAAAAUUCUCAAUAUAAUCUGUAAACUUCUUCAUCAGCUAUGUACAAAAGGCUUUGAAUUUGACUCAUCAAUUUAUCUUCAUCACAUUCCAGAUAUUAUUUCAACAUUAAUUAAUUAUGAUCAAUAUUUGACUAAGAAACGUAUUCAAAACAUUUUUAUCUAUGUUUAUGAAUUUAUUAAGCAUAAUAAUGAUCCAACGUAUAUUUUCAUAUCAUAUACAAUUGAAAAAUUGUAA